AUGUCCUUCGAGAAGAACCCCGUCCUCGCACCGCCAGAGCCGGCGCUGCUCUCGCCGCAGCCUCGUCUCACCCAACCUCGUCCCAUCGCGCCCAUGUCCUACAUGUCCUCGCCGGAGGAGCAGGCGCUCGCCCUACGCGGCGGCAGGAAGGGUGACUGUUCGGCCAUAUCUCUACCUUUCUUCUUCUUCUUCUUCUUCUUCUUCUUCUUCUUCUUCUUCUUCUUCUUCUUCUCUUCUUCGACCCUUUAG
Molecule: messenger RNA, 249 nt
Organism: Verticillium nonalfalfae
Lineage: Eukaryota; Fungi; Ascomycota; Sordariomycetes; Glomerellales; Plectosphaerellaceae
Exons: 3
Coding region: 1-249 (82 amino acids)
Source: RefSeq, a predicted model, not a curated record